AUGCUUGGAUUUACGAAGAAAAUUAACGAAACAGUCGCGAAAAGCAUUGUGGGGAGAAGAUUUCGACUCGAUGGCUCAGGGCAUACCAAAUCGCGUGAAAAUUCCAGAUUCUUGACCGAGAUUCGAGCAGGUCUCGCGACCUUCUUCGCCAUGGCGUAUAUCAUAUCUGUCAAUGCCACCAUCUUGACAGACAGCGGUGGGACCUGCGUCUGCACCGAUGCAAAUGAUCCAGCUUACGCAGAUAAUAUAGAGUAUAAUCUCUGUCUCGGCAUCAUCCAUCGGGACUUCAUCACGGGCACUGCUGCAAUAGCUGCAUUAACAUCCUUUUGCAUGGGUCUGUUUGCCAACAUGCCUAUCGCCCUGGCGCCUGUCAGUUACAAGCUCGCUUUGACAGCUGUCUUUGUUGAAGGAUUUGCGUUUGUGGGGUUGUCACUUCUCGGUCUGAGACAAUGGCUUGCGAGAGCUAUUCCUGCGUCUAUCAAGCUGGCGUCUGGCGUUGGUAUUGGGCUGUAUCUGACAAUCAUCGGCCAGACCUACAGUGCUGGAAUUGGUGCCAUUACUGGAGCCACCGCCACGCCACUAGAGCUUGCAGGCUGUCGUGCCGAAGAGAUUGUCGACAGCGUCUGUCCAGGUUCCACCAAGAUGCGCUCUCCAACGAUGUGGAUCGGUAUAUUCUGCGGUGAUUUCGUAACCGCCAUCCUCCUAGCCUACAAAGUCAAAGGCGCCAUUGUCGCAAGCAUCCUCCUCGUCUCGAUCAUCUCCUGGCCAAGACCAACACCUGUCACAUAUUUCCCCUACACACCUGUUGGCAACGACAACAUCGACUUCUUCAAGAAGGUGGUUACUUUCCACGGGAUUCGGAACAAGCUCGCUGUCCAGGAUUGGAACCUAACUGAUGUCUCAGGACAGUUCGGCCUCGCAUUUUUCACUUUUCUCUACGUAGAUAUCCUGGACUGUACCGGAACACUGUACUCUAUGGCCCGCUUCGCCGGUGCAAUCGACGAAGAAACCCAAGAUUUUGAAGGUUCCGCGGUAGCCUACCCUCCAUUGGGAAUCUCAAUCGGUUCCCUCUUCGGCCUUUCCCCAGUAACACCCUUCAUUGAAUCCGGCGCCGGCAUCUCCGAAGGCGGUAAAACAGGUCUCACGGCCAUCACCACCGGCCUCUGUUUCUUCAUCUCCAUCUUCUUCGCACCAAUUUUCGCAUCCAUCCCUCCGUGGUCUACCGGCUGCACACUCAUCAUCGUCGGUGCCAUGAUGGCGAAAGCAGCCAAGGACAUCAACUGGCUGUAUUUCGGCGACGCUCUACCGGCCUUCAUUACAUUGGCCGUAAUGCCGUUUACAUAUUCCAUUGCGUAUGGGCUGACCGCGGGGAUCGUGAGUUAUAUGAUUAUCACUACUACGACUUGGUUUGUAGAGAUGACGUGGAAGGUUAAGGGUGGGUUGUUGCCUGCUUGGAUUGUCAGAGCAGGAAAGGGGAAGAGGGAUUUUCUGGCAUGAGGAUCCUGUGCCGACUGGUGUAGAACGGGGUGGAGACUCAGGGUCUACAGAAGGGAUGGGCAGCGUGAAGCUUCCUACGGUUGAAUCCAGAUCGGAUGCGG
Messenger RNA from Hyaloscypha bicolor E, 1598 nucleotides. RefSeq lists its product as uncharacterized. Lineage: Eukaryota; Fungi; Ascomycota; Leotiomycetes; Helotiales; Hyaloscyphaceae. Gene Ontology annotation, biological process: transmembrane transport. Gene Ontology annotation, cellular component: plasma membrane. Gene Ontology annotation, molecular function: purine nucleobase transmembrane transporter activity. The coding region runs from base 1 to 1497 and encodes 498 amino acids. The record is from RefSeq and is a predicted model, not a curated record. The transcript is spliced from 6 exons.